Molecule: messenger RNA, 1475 nt
Organism: Paramecium sonneborni
Lineage: Eukaryota; Ciliophora; Oligohymenophorea; Peniculida; Parameciidae
Source: the annotation of a GenBank genome assembly
ACAAAACCAAAAUGGCAUUAACCAAGGUCGUUCUACUUUGUAUUCAAAAUAAGAAAUAAUUAACAAUUACUCAUGAUUAAAUAUAUAAACACUUCUGCUAAUAUGGUUAAAUAGAGAAAGUAUGUACAUAUAAUAUGUUUAGAUUUUAAUAUUCGAAAAAACUUAAAUUUGGAAGGUGUUCUUGGAAACCAAAAACAAAGAAACUGCCUAAAACAUAAUAAAGUAAUGCAAUAACAACAUUUUGAACUCAGAUUCUUCAUUAAGAAUGUAAUUGUAUCCAAGCAAUUUAGAGAAUGUGACGUUUUCUGAUUCUAAUACUGCUGGCAAAGGUAUUUAAUAAAUAAAUUAUAUAAUAGAUUAUUUAAAAGUGAAAGAAAAGAGAGAUUCUUAUAAUUCAACUGACGAUGAAUAGACUUCUGUAGGAAGUUUAGGAGAUUAAAAUCCCUAUUCAAAUUCUCCUAAAAAUUAUUAAUAAAAUGUUUAAUAAUCAAUCUAUUAAUACUAAUCACAUUUAUAACAAAGACUAUAUGAAUAAUAAGUCCUUUAAAUGAGAUUGUAAACUCAAAGUUUAGAUCUUCAAGUUCCUGAUUAUUUAAAUACUCUAGCCUCAGCCUAGUGGGUUGAUUAAUUUGUAUAAUUGGGAAAACUACUACAAACUUAAUAUCUACUUCAAUAUUAACUUAUUGAAAAUUAUAUCAAUUAUAUCAAGUAAGAAUCUGUCAAUGUUUUGAUUGAAAUUCAAAACCAAUAAAGAUAAUAAUAGUUGUAGGAAUAGUUGUAAAAUUAAAUUAACACUAUAAAUAAUGUUUAUCAUAUUGAUUAGUAAGAGAAAUCUAGAGUCAUUGUUGCUAAGUCUUUUGAUGAUUCUGUUACUACUAUUGAUAUGUUGUACAACAUUUUUAGUAUAUAUGGAAACAUUGAUAAAAUGGUAUAUUAAAAAGAUAAAUCUACAUUAUUGGUUGAAUAUCAUCUUUAAAAAUGUGCUGAUCAAUGUAUGGAGAAACUUAAUAAUGUUGUAUUUUAAGGCCAAACUCUUUAAGUAAUUUAUUUAUCAUAUCCUAGAUUACUUAUUCGAUUCUACAAGAGAUUACAUUCCUUGAUGAAUUAGAAGAAUUAGGAUUGGUUGAAAAGACAAUCUAUGAAGAAAGAUUCAUUGGAUCUGAAGCUACUAAUAGAUAUAAACCAAAAAAUUCAUUUAUUGCUGCUUCACCAAAUGAUACUAUCUUCCUCAUGAAUUUAUCAGAUGAAUUACUAAAUAUAGAUAGUCUAUAACCUCUUUUAGAAACUGAAAUUGCUGAUUAUAAGUAUUUUCUUAUUUCUAUAUUUAGAUUCUAUGAGGAUCCAAAAUAAAAACAUAGUUGUGCUAUAAAAUUCAAAACAGUUGAAGAUGCUAUGUUAUUUUUGGCUAAAAACCAUGGAAAAGUAAUGGCUGAUAGAAAAAUCUUAAUGACUUUUUCAAAAAAGCCUAUGUGAUU